This is a messenger RNA of Thlaspi arvense, 1947 nucleotides long. NCBI's taxonomy places the organism in Eukaryota, Viridiplantae, Streptophyta, Magnoliopsida, Brassicales, Brassicaceae. The record is from the annotation of a GenBank genome assembly.
AUGGAGUCUCGAGGAUCUUCUGAUCAAGAGGAGGAGCAUAUUGUUCAAGUCAGGGAAGCUUUAAUGUGUCCCGACGGUGAAAAAUUCGAGGGUUUGCGAACGGCGAGGUUCCUCAAUUACACCACCACAUCUAUAGACGACGACGUCUUCGAGCUUCCCCUCGACGCGUUCGCGUAUCGACCGGAGGCGAUUGAUCCGGCGAAUUGGUCGGCGAAGAUAUCGUUUCCGGGCUGGGGAUCUCCGUCGGUGAACUGGAUCGAGUGGGUUAACGCGAUGGAGGAGAGACACGCGCCGGUGUGGAGGAAAUCGGGGGUUCACGACGCGAUUAUGUCGUCUCGGUAUCAGAUCAAGAAGCAGGAUGAUUUGGUGAUGGCUUUGGUGGAGAAAUGGUGCAUAGAGACGAACACAUUCAUCUUCUCUUGGGGCGAAGCGACGGUUACGCUUGAGGACAUGUUUGUUCUUGGUGGAUUCUCCGUGAUUGGGAACAACGCGAUGUCUCCGGUCAAAAGAGAAGAUAUGAAGGAGGUGGAGGAGAAGAUGAAGAAGGCGAAACGCGAAAUCGAGGCGGAAUUGGGGAAGAGAUGUUGCGUUAGCUCGUGGAUGAAAGAGAUGAUGAACUCAGGGAAUGAGAUUGAGCACGAGGCCUUCAUGGUUUCAUGGCUCACCCGUUUCGUCUUCCCCAAUUCAGCUGAUUUGGUGAAGGACACGCUGUUUCCGGCUGCGAUCCAGCUCGCUAAAGGCCGUAAAUUGGCUCUGGCUCCGGCGGUUUUAGCCGGGAUUUAUCACGACCUCGGUCUUUUAAAAGAGCAACUCGCCGGUUACAGUGAGAAAGAGACGGCUGUGGUGAAGUCUCCGUUUCAGUUUGUGCAGGUUUGGGCUUACGAGAGGAUCAUGGGGUUGCAGCCACCGGGCCAGCCAAGCCAGUUAAAGCCUGGUGAGCCACGAUUGGCCCGGUGGCACCAACACGGUGGCGGUCAGGAUUCGUACGGCUACCCUGAGGAUGUGAGAGCGGUUUUGGACUCUGCUAAAGAGAGUUUCGACUAUCGUCCCUACACAAAACCUCUGAACAACUUCAAAUUCCCGAGGUUUUACUUGGAAGAUGACUGCUGGGUUCGUGUGCGCUCCGAUGACAAGAGCAUCGUAUCCUUUGGUCGGUGUUUGAGGUUCUCUAAACUGGUUGGUUUUGACUGCACUGAACCUGAGCCUUAUUAUCCGCACCGUGUGGCGUUGCAGUUUGGUUAUGACCAGGAUGUUCCCGGUUUAGUUCCAGCUAGGGUCGAGACUCCUGAACUGGCGUGGAGAGAUUACAUCCGUCCGAUCUCUGAUGAUAUGUUGUAUAUCCCUGCACGGCUCCACGAGGCUGAUGUUACGGUUGGUUACAUUCGGUGGUGGAAGCUCUCUGUUUCGAUUUUGCAGUCCGAGGCUAAGAAACUUUCCCACAAGGCUCUGGCUUCACCUCCGAGACAGAAACCGGUGACUGUAAUACCUGAUGCGACGACUACAACAACAGCAAAGGCAGCAUCGUUUUCCCCAGUGAAGUGGAAACCAUCAAGCGCAAAAGCUGAGGGAAAGAAGCCUGAAUGGGUCCAGAGAUCACCACCCAAGUGGAAAAAGAGCCCUGAUAGAAGCUCGAGGGUAGCAGCGGAUGAUGUUAAGGAUCUCAAAGGAGUUCUCAGGGGCUCAGGGGGAAGUAAGAGUCAGAGUCAUGUCACAUUUCAGCUUCCUGGUUCAUCACCGGGAAGAUCUCCUUCAUCUCCUUCCCAGACGCAUACGCUUUCGGCAAAGCAAACCGGUAAAAUGAUAUUCUCUCAUGUUCAGGUCUCACUGUUGAUUCCAUCGCUUCUCUGGAUUGAGUUUUUGCAUUUUAUCUGCAGAUUCUCCUGUCAAGAAACCGAGAAUGUUACCUCGGGUCGCAAACAUAGCCAAACAAUCGAGCCCAUCUCCUAA